Messenger RNA from Cyclocybe aegerita, 378 nucleotides. The record is from the annotation of a GenBank genome assembly. NCBI's taxonomy places the organism in Eukaryota, Fungi, Basidiomycota, Agaricomycetes, Agaricales, Hemipholiotaceae.
AUGACUCCUGCGUUGAAAUACGCACUCGCACCCUACGGGAAAGCAUUUCUUGGAGACGGCGGAUAUAGCGUUGUGUUCAAAGCGACUGAAGAGGGAUCCGGUAAACAAGUGGCUAUCAAGAAAUCGCGUAUCUCGAAAAAGGUGAAGCGGUCCUUUCUUCAGCACGAGAUCCGUGUGCUGCAACUGCUGCAAGGUCAAGCAUCUAUUCCCGCUGUAUAUGCCUACGGUCGACUGCCGCACUUUGAGUACAUGGCCAUGGAACUUCUUGGACCGAGCGUGGCGCAAAUGUUGAAGGAAGGAGCCGGUUUACUGGUGGAGACCGUCAUUCAAGUUGUGGAUCAAACUCUCAUGGCAUUAAAGCACAUUCACUCACUCUGA